AUCUACACUGACCAUCAGAGCACUGAUGAUCAGUGUGCCCUGAUGAUCAGUGUGGCCCCAGAAGUGCCACCUGCCAGUGCUCAUCAGUGCCACAUCAAUGCCACAUAUCAGUGCCCAUCUGAGCUGCCUUUCAGUGUCACCCAUCAGUGCAAUCAGUGCUGCCUAUCAGUGCCAGUCAGUGACGCCUAUCAGUGCCGCCUAUCAGUGCCAUAUAUCAGUGCUGCCUUUCAGUGCCCAUCAGUGAUGCCUGUCAAUGCUCAUCAGUGCCACCUACCAGUGCCUCCUCAUCAGUGCCUCCUCAUCAGUGCCGCCUAUCAGUGUCCAUCAGUGCAGCCUAUCAGUGCCCAUCACUGCAGCCUCAUUAGCUCACAUCAGUGA
Messenger RNA from Staurois parvus, 378 nucleotides. NCBI's taxonomy places the organism in Eukaryota, Metazoa, Chordata, Amphibia, Anura, Ranidae. The record is from the annotation of a GenBank genome assembly.